Molecule: messenger RNA, 1768 nt
Organism: Thermothielavioides terrestris NRRL 8126
Lineage: Eukaryota; Fungi; Ascomycota; Sordariomycetes; Sordariales; Chaetomiaceae
Exons: 2
Coding region: 80-1612 (510 amino acids)
Cellular component (GO): cytoplasm
Molecular function (GO): guanyl-nucleotide exchange factor activity
Source: RefSeq, a predicted model, not a curated record
CUUUUCUCUCUUUGAAAAGAGCUUCGACACUGUGAGUGAUUAGCGACGUGCCCCAGAUUUCUCCAACGGGAAAAGGAAAAUGGCGCCCAGGAAGCCGCCGACGACGACGGGGCGCACCCGCAACGGGGCCGGCGGCAAAAGGCGGCCCGAGAACGACAUCGCCUCGGGCGGGAAGCGGCAGAAGACAGGGUCGACAACCGCUUCUCCGCUGAUCCAGGCCCAAGCUGCCCCGGUUGCGCCGCCACCGGCAGCCGGGCCUCAACGAGCGACCCAGCGGCCCCAGAGCGCAGCACAAGCACGCAUCCUCACCACAAGACCAACCCAGCCCCUGAACAUCUACGUUAUGGGCGCCAACAGCGGCGGCGAACUCGGCCUUGGACCUUCGGUCAAGUCGGGAAACGUCGGCAGACCGCGCUUGAACCCGUACCUCUCCGGCCCCGCCGGCGUUGUUCAGGUCUCCCUCGGCGCCAUGCAUGGUGUCGCUCUGACCCUCGACAACCGGAUACUGACCUGGGGCGUCAACGACCAUGGCGCACUGGGCCGAGACACGGCCUGGGAAGGGAAUAUGGUGGACGCCGACGCCGAGGAGAGCGACAGCGAUGACGAGGGCGAGCUCAACCCGAAAGAGUCCACACCAACGCCCGUCGACAUGGGUGAUGUCCCUCCCGGCACCGUCUUCACUCAAGUGGCCGCCACGGACAAUGCCACGUUUGUUUUGACCAGCACUGGUCGCGUCUAUGGCUGGGGUACAUUCCGGUCAGAGGACGGGAAACUCUCCUUUUCGCCCGCCGUCAAGGUGCAGCGCAGGCCAGCUCUCAUCCUUCUUGUCCAGGAUGUCGUCAAAAUCUGCUGUGGCAGCAACCACGUCAUGGCCCUCACAGCCGACGGUUAUGUGUACACGUGGGGCAGAGGCACCGACGGACAGCUCGGCCGCCGCUUCUCGUCCAGGGUUGUGGAUUGGAACAAGGAAGGCUUGAUUCCACGCAAAGUUGCCGGUCUGAAGAACAUCGUCGAGAUCGGAUCCGGCUCGAAUCAUUCUUUCGCCGUUGACCGCGCCGGCUCGGUCUACGGCUGGGGCUUCAACAACGCCGGUCAGAUUGGCGUCGUGGACGACGCCGGCGAGUACGAGUCGGCAUACGAUUUCGCUCUCACCGUGUCUGUCCCGAGUCUCGUCAAGAGUUUAGAGGGCUUACCGCGCAUCAUCCAGAUCACCGGCGGCAACUUCCACAGCCUCGCAGUUACGGCGGAUGGAACAUGUCUCGCCUGGGGCCGCCUCUACUCCUUUGCCACCGGUCUAAAGAUCGACGACUUGCCCUCCCAAUUCGUGGUCCGCGACUCGCGAGGCAAGCCCAGCUUCCUCCGGGUGCCGACGGCUGUCCCCGGGUUGUCGCCCGCGUUCGUCGCGGCGGCGAGCGAGCACAGCCUGGCUGUCACAACCGACGAGAAGGUCUACACCUGGGGCCUCAAUUUGACCAAGCAGAUCGGCCACAAGGAGGAGGAAGUCGAGCUUGCAACACAUCUCAACCACCCGGAUAUUGCGGACAAACGGUUUGUGUGGGCGGGCGCGGGUGCGCAAUAUAGCAUGAUUGGGGAGGCUGCUGCUCCCAACUAGGAUUACCCAGAAUUUUUGCACCUGCGACAAAGGAUAGCCAGGGUUCUUGGAGGGGAAUGCUGGAAAGAUUGAGGGGGGUUAGGGGAAAGUAUUAUGGUGCCAAACAACAAAAAGAGAAAAAGGAAAUCAUUGAGAGAAAAAAAAAAAAGAAGAAGG